Juglans microcarpa x Juglans regia is the source of this 3222-nucleotide messenger RNA. RefSeq lists its product as uncharacterized. The record is from RefSeq and is a predicted model, not a curated record. NCBI's taxonomy places the organism in Eukaryota, Viridiplantae, Streptophyta, Magnoliopsida, Fagales, Juglandaceae. Bases 673 to 2775 code for a protein of 700 amino acids. The transcript is spliced from 4 exons.
UUUUAUCCCUAGUGGCUUUACAUUUAUGUAUUUUUCAUUACUGUUUUUUGCUUUCAAAUUUUCAAUGAAUAUAUCGAGUUUAUGAAGAGGUGGGCGAUGUUACUUAAAAAAAAAAAAAUGAAGAGGUGGGCGAUGUCUGUUUCUUUUCAAAUCAUAAAGCUUAAAUUAGUUGGAUUCAGUUAAUAGUGGCUGCCUAUGCUGCUUCAAUGGGUCAGUUGAAUUUAUUCUUACUCUAUGUAAUGACUACUAAUCCUCGUCUACCUGUGUGUAUAUGGAUCUUGCUGGAAGUGCCUUCAAGUGCUAGGAUGCGAUCAUAGAAAAAAUCUCAUGCAAAUCUGGUUUUCCAUGGUUUCCCCCCCCCCCACCCCCCUGCAUCAUGGUGGCUCAUUACCUGGCCUUUCCCUCCUAUUUUCUUCCUUCUUGUUCUCUGCUUAAAUUCUUUAAAAUUUUCUUUUAGUGUUAAGCAUGCAAAAUCUUCUUCUAGUUACAUUUUUCCACAGGUUACGCAAUCAGCCUCAAGAAAAUUUUGUGGUGAUUUCUCAACUAUCAAAUGAAUUAUCUCAUUAGCUGUAUAUAAACGAUUGGUACAAUUUAGAGAAAUCCAAACGUGUGAAGGCAUUUAGAUGUGGUGAGUUUGAUGAAUGCAUUGAAAAAGCUGAAUCCUCCCAGGGCAUGCCUAUAAAGAAAAGAGAGAAAUAUGCACGUCGAGAAGAUGCUAUUCUGCAUGCUCUUGAACUUGAGAAGCAACUUCUGGAAAAACAAGGGAAGUUAGGUAUAGAUUCUGAUCGCAGAAGCAAUAAAUUAUCUGGUGGUUUGAAAAAGAGUUUAGUUAGUUGUUCAGAAAGUUAUGGAGAUGAUAAUGGAAAACAUGGAAAUUCCAAUUCACAUCAAUUUCCUAGCAGACAUGAAACAUAUCAUAAUGAUAAGUCCAUAGGUGGUCUCUCUUCACAGAAAGCCAUAGAUGGAAAUCAACAUAGUGGGGAUGAAGAUCAUUCUGAAAUUUUACCUCGGAUGAGAGGCUUGCAGGAUUUUGGUCUCAGGAUCACCCCUUCCAAACAAAGGCUUUUAUCUUCUGUUGCUUUGAAUGGUUCUCAGAAAUCUUCAGUUGAGCAUCAUGCUGAUGCUCUUCCGGGUGGUGGUGUCCUUAGUAUGGGAAAUGCAAGUCAGGCCAAUGGAGUGGAGCAGAUGGGAGUUACUUCCCGAGCAAAGAGGAGCAGAAGUCUCUACUUGACAGCAGAGCAUGGUGAUUCUUUUGAUUGUGGUGAAACUUCUCAAAGCCAUGUUGCGAUGUCCGCUUCCCAAUUUGGAGUGAGUAACUGUCUUCCUCAUCCUGGUUCUUUGAUUGAAGAAAACUCUUCUGCUUUUACAGAAGACGUUGAUGAUUCUUCCGAAACCAAUUCUUCAGACUCAGAGUCUGAUUCUUCCGAGACAGAACCAGAAAUCGAUGAAGAGACAACUUUACUAUCAGUAGCAGAAUGGAAUGCGCUGGGAAGAUCUGAAGCACAAGAACAUGGAAGCAUGAACAUUGAGGAGCAGGAUGGUUUAACAUUUUUGGGCGACACGUCUCACCUUUAUCUUCAUGACCAUGUUUCUGCUAAUGAUGCUGUGUCCAAAUGGCGAUUGAAAGGUAAAAGGAAUAUUCGCAAUAUUACCAAAAGGUCUGUGAAUGCAAGUGAUGGAAAAGGUUCCAUUCAGGGAAUGUAUUCUGAAGAAAAGGGAAGUGGUUUGAGGCAAAGAACAUUGAGGCAGAAUUUGAGUUUCCAUAGAAAUGAUGAUUUUGAUUAUAGUGUUGAUGACGAUGAUGAUGUUGAGGAUGAGGAUGGUGAUGAUAAUAUAAGUGAAAGGGAUUUUGGCAGUCAGAAAGUAAAAAUGGACGGUAGAUAUUCCUUGGCAUCAAGAGCUGCACCCAGGGGUCGAAAUAGUGUUGCACGUAAUAUGGCUGAUUGGGAGGACUUGACAUGGGAGGAUCGGUCUCCUUUGAGAGGAUAUUGGGGGGUUAAAGCGGAGCGUUUUGAUCCAUAUUUUAAUGCCCAUCGUCGUUUUGGUGGGAGGCCAAGAUCCAUGCUGGUCAAUGUGGAUUUGAAGGUUCAAGCAAGCUAUCAAAAAGAGCCUGUUCCUAUUGUGUCUCUGAUGAGCAAGUUAAAUGGGAAGGCAAUUAUAGGGCACCCAAUUCAAAUUGAAGCCCUAGAGGAUGGUUCAGCUGAAACUCUUCUUUCUACAGUCGAUUUUGGUAAUGAGGUGUUUAACAAUGAAAAUACAGCACUUCAGCCAGCUUGGAGGACUGCGAGGAGAACAGCAAACUUUCGGGUCCCGCGUCCUCAUUUAUCUUCAGUGCCGGAAGGUGAUGAAGCUGCCGAGGAUAUUCCCUUCUUAGGUCAAGAAAUGAAACCCCCGUUAAAGAAAUUAAAUGCAGGGAGUUUCAGUUAUAAGCCAUGCCCGGAUAGGAGUAACCUCCCUCUCAUUCCUCGGCCUCAAACUGACCUGAAGAUUUUGAAAAAGCCACCAAAGAAAGUAAGCUUGUCAUCAAGUCAGAAAACAAGAACUCUGUCUUCAAUAGCAACUGAUCAUAAUUUUAGUAUCAAGCCAAUACAAGAUGGCAAUAGUGGUUUCAUGGAUGGGCUGAUAAAGCCAGAGUCAUCUGGGCACACUACAGUUGCUUGCAUACCCGUUAAAUUAGUAUUCAGUAGGUUACUUGAGAAGAUCAAUAGGCCGCCAUCAAAAGCAGCUAGUAAAGCGGUUUUGUUGAAUGGUGAUGUGGAGAGAAAUCAGUCAUAGGUUACUUGUACAUUUUCACAUGGGAAACAAUAAAAUAUUAUACUGCUAGCACAACAGUUAUUGCUUAUCAGCAUUGUGAAGGUGAAGAUUCUGCUGCCCUUUUGAAUAAUGAGAUAAAGCAGGUAAUAGAGAAAGAAACCAUAGAUUGUUAUUUUUAAGGGACAUUAACUGCACAUUUGUAGGAACUGGGUUGGAAUUAGAGAAACAUAACUUGUGGUAGCCAGAAACAAGGUAAUUAGAACUUAUGUCCAAAGUUGGUACUUUGAAAUUUAUGUUGACGCAUGUAUAUUUUAUUUCUGUACAAGCUUAUUUAUGUACAUUUUUUAUUUUUAAAAGAAUAUAUGGAAAAUCAGGAAUAGUGGGGGAUCAAUUUAGAUUCGUUGUCGAAUCUGUAGUUGUGUUGAGCAAUUCAUUGCAGCAAGAGAUAUGGUCAGCUGUUUGAACUUU